AACCUUUGGAGCUAUGGAGAUGCAGGAUUCGUUCCAGGUCCAUAGGAUACCACAAUCGAAGUUUGUAGACGGAGUUAGAUGGCUUCCACAAGCUUCCGCUUUGAAUCGUUUCUUCGCUUCAGCGUUCUAUGACCCGGAUUGUGAUGCUUCAUCAAUUGAGAUCCAAUCGCUUGACCCAAACCCCAGAGGGAAUCAGAACUCGAACCCUUUAAUCGAGUCUUUAUCUUCGUGGACUUCACCUUCUCGCGUUUCUUCACUGGAAAUCGCUGGAAACGGCGGUGGUGGCGGUUCAUUCAAACCUAUGGUUUCAGCAGCUACGUCUUCUGGUUCCCUUCAUGUUCUGAUGGUUGAUUUGGUGGAAGGAGCUGCGAUUGAGGAGGUAUACGUGGCAGAAGGUGAGAUGUUCCAUGUGGGACGCGUGGAAGGUGUGGAUUGGAGGGAGGGAGGAGAAUGUGUGACUGUUGGUGAAGAUGGGAGAGUGAAUGUAGUGAAGAUUGUGAAUGGUGAAGGUUUAAGACACAGAAAGGUCUUUGAUGGGAAUGGCCUUGUGGCUUAUAGAGCUGUGAAAUGGGCGUCGCCUACUGAGUUUGUCACUGGAGGAUAUGGUUUUGGUUUGCAAUUGUGGGAUCAGAGGAAGUCUGGUGAAGCUGUUUCGCAGCUCAAAGGGAACUGGUUUGAAGGCAAAAUUUCUGCAGUUGUCCAUUCCAUUGACAUUCAUCCAUCUCGAAAGCACACUUGCAUUGCGGGAGGUUCUGCAGGUUCUGUUUUUGCUUGGGAUCUUCGGUGGCCACAGCAACCCAUAGUUCUUUCUGGUGUUGGAGCAAGUGAGAAUAUAAACAAUCCUCUGUCUGAAAGUGAGGUAUGGGAAGUUAAGUAUGACUCCUACACAAAAUCCAACAUCUCAUCCUCAAGAAUUCUUCCUGUAAUGACAUGCUCGGAAGAUGGAAUCCUUGGUGUCAUUGAGCAAGGGGAAGAACCGAUUGAGCUUCUGGCUGAGCCUUGUGCCAUUAACAGUUUCGACAUCGACAGACAAAACCCACAGGAUGUGAUAUGUAGCUUAGAGUGGGAAUCAAUUGCAGUCUUCUCAAGGCCUUAGUAGAUAAAAAUAUUAAUCCCCGGGAUAUGGAAUCGUGUAUGGUAUGAUAUGUUUUUUUUAGUUUGCUUCUGUGAGCCAAAAGAAAGUAGUUGAAGAAGGUGGUGAUAGAUGGUGAGGAUGAUGGAAUCAAAAAUUUGACUGUGUUCAUAAGUUUCAUUAUAAAAAGAUCUUGAUACAAUCUGCACAAACAUGAGUUUUUGUAUUCAUCUUAAAAGUUAGUGAUCUUCAAGAUUGGCAGUACUUGCUUUAUAACA
Capsella rubella is the source of this 1350-nucleotide messenger RNA. RefSeq names its product nuclear pore complex protein NUP43. Bases 14 to 1096 code for a protein of 360 amino acids. NCBI's taxonomy places the organism in Eukaryota, Viridiplantae, Streptophyta, Magnoliopsida, Brassicales, Brassicaceae. Gene Ontology annotation, cellular component: nuclear pore outer ring. The transcript has 5 exons. Gene Ontology annotation, molecular function: protein binding. The record is from RefSeq and is a predicted model, not a curated record.